GGGAUCAUAUACUGAAAAACUACAACAAAUCAGAGAGCUUCGUAAGCAAUUAAAUGCUGCUCUUGACAAACUUGAAAAUAAAACCUUGAAAAAACUGUAUGAAAUGAGGACCACAUUGCAAACCUCUCUCAAGAAAGAUGUUGACCACUGCAGCAGACUGAAGGACGAACUUCAACAGCUAGGUGAAGCUGUAAAUGGCCUUCAUGAUAAGAGCAAGAAAGAAAUGGAGUUCAUAGCCAGUAGGAAAUGCAUGGACAAAAUACAGGAGUCUGAGUCAUAUCUGAAGUCAAAACAUGUGAAGGUGCAGAGUUCAAUAACAUUUAAGGCAAAGGUAAACAUUGAGCAAUAUCUGUCUCAACAGGUAAGUCAAUAUGCAGUCAGUGUGCAGUCUCUCACACUGGAGAUGAAGCCAGAACAGGUAUUGACUGUGAAGAGGAAGUCCAAGUAUAAUGUGAAAAUAUCAGAAGACAAAAGUCAGAAUUGCUGCAUCAGAGGCAUUUGUAGCCUGCCUAGUGGUCAAGUUAUUGUUGCAGAUAGUAAUAAUAAGAGAGUGAAGUUUUUAGACAAGCAUUACAAUGUGUCCAGUCAUUGUGAUUUGUCUGGUUGUCCAUGGGACAUUUGCCAAAUAACAUCCAUGGAGGUUGCUUUAACAGUAAAUAAUGAUGUGCAGUUUAUGUCUGUGACUAAUGGGCAUCUGGUGAAUGGGAGGAAUUUACAGUUACCACAUGAUGCUGUUGGCAUUGCCCACCAUCAGGGAGCAUUGUAUAUAACCUCUCGCACUGCUCUCUACCACUACACACUGACUGGGACACUUGUGAAAAAGCUUUAUGAGGAUACAGGGGGUGGCAUUACAGUGUACACAUGUGCAGUUAGUCCAGCAGGCGAUAAGAUCUAUGUUACAAACAACUGUCAGCACAAGCUCAUCACUCUGGCUACAGACGGAACCCUGAUUUCCACCUUCACGGACCGUGAACUACAACACCCUCAGUGUGUACAUGUUACACCUGCAGGACAAGUCCUUGUGUGUGGAUGCGCCUCCCAAACUCUCAUUCAGGUGAAUUGUGAGGGGAACAAAAACUGGCCACUCUGGCUUCACAGGAAGAUGGACUGAGCUAUCCAAUGUCUGUCUGCUACAACAGUUUUACUGACCAGAUCAUCUUGGAAGUUAAUGAUUACAUCAUCGUUAUGGAUUUGCGAUAGCUCUUUCAUUGGAAAAAAACACUGUUGUAAAUGUAAUAUCCAUGCAUUAUUUGAAUUACACACUUAGUAAUAGCAGUUUUUAACUAUGCCAGGAUAAAUAUAUUCAUACAAUUUCUUGGGUCAAUGAGAUACAUGUUUUUCAGGAAAUCAAUAACAUGUAGUCAAAUUUUUAAGGGACUUGCUCACCCAUUGUGCAAUCAAUGUUUUUUCAACUUUCUCUCACAGAUAAAAAUUAAUAAAAUAAAAGCGUAAUGAUAUAUGACAGUCUGGAUAAUCAAGAGGUAACAGAGGUAGCUUUUUGAUCCACCGGACACAGGGUCAAAUCCCAGUGGGGUCUACAUGUUUUAAAAUCAUUUGUUUUGUUUGUUUUCAUACCUGAGCUUUAUUAAAUCUCUUAAGUAGAGGCAUUUAUCAUUACUUAAAAAAAUAAUAAUCUGUAAACAAGUCCCUUAAGUGAAGAAAUAGUUGAUAAGAUUAUAAGUGUUAUAACUACCAAGGUCUCCAACCUUGAGGUCACACAAGUCGACCAGCAAGUAAUUGAACAUUCAGCUUAUUAUAUUUCACUCGAACUUUCACAAAAAAUUACAAACAUUGAAAAAACGUGUACUUAGCUGAAGGAGAAGUGUAGUUGUCUCCAAACUCACAAAUAACUGACCAAAGAAAAAAUUACAGAACUUGACAUCUGCAAGUCUCUGCGUGGCAUUCUUAGAAAGAGGCAGUAUCUUUCAAAAGGUGGUCCAUGUUUAAAAAAUGCCAAUUACCGUUACAAGUCAAUUUUUAAGACGUGAUAGUAAUCAGCCCUCUAAAUAACAUGUCAAUGAACUUGACACUGGACCUGACAUAUUACUAUGUUUAAAAGAGCCUCGCUUUGGGAAAACUGCUUAAUGCAUGUGCAUUGUGUCAUCGCAG
Molecule: messenger RNA, 2109 nt
Organism: Dreissena polymorpha
Lineage: Eukaryota; Metazoa; Mollusca; Bivalvia; Myida; Dreissenidae
Exons: 2
Coding region: 104-1111 (335 amino acids)
Biological process (GO): proteasome-mediated ubiquitin-dependent protein catabolic process; protein polyubiquitination
Molecular function (GO): ubiquitin protein ligase activity; protein binding
Source: RefSeq, a predicted model, not a curated record